This is a messenger RNA of Pimephales promelas (fathead minnow), 3671 nucleotides long. RefSeq names its product bone morphogenetic protein 3 (gene bmp3). The record is from RefSeq and is a predicted model, not a curated record. Lineage: Eukaryota; Metazoa; Chordata; Actinopteri; Cypriniformes; Leuciscidae. Gene Ontology annotation, cellular component: extracellular region. Gene Ontology annotation, biological process: osteoblast differentiation. Gene Ontology annotation, molecular function: cytokine activity; growth factor activity.
UAACAUCAUGUGAAUGAACUUUGGUUUCUAUUGGUUAGUGUAAAUGCAAAUUUUUAGUUUCUAAAUUAAUUAGUUUUUCUAAGCUGGAUCAAUGCUUCAACAAAUGGAGCAGUGCUUACAAAACAAUUUUAAAAAGUUUGGCCAACAAUAGGCUAUGAAUGCCUCGCCAAAAUGUUAGGGAAAACGUGGUGACGUAAAGAAAAGAAUAAUCUGUGUAUUGAAUCGGUUCUUUUAAACGAACCGUUCGAAAAAUGAUUCGCGGAAAUCAUUUGGACUUCCCAACACUGUCCGACUGCUCCCAUAAUCCCUAUAUAUUACCAGCGCGACCAGCUUUACCUUCAAUGAACGCAGGGAAGAGGCGCGAUUGGCUGAGAACAGCAUCGCUCAGACACAAAACCGAGAAUCAAGCCUGGCCAUCAGGACAACAGCAGAUCAAACUCACACGGACAUCCUCGUACAUUUUGCACAAGGACUGUGAUAUCUUUGGAAACGUGCAUUUGGACUAUUCUUUUUGAGCACACCAAAUUAACAUCUUGUUUAAAUUUCCAAGUAAUGUUUUUCGCUCUCUUUGCCUUAUUUGUGUGGUCCAUGUGAUGCUCUCCCUCUCAAGAGACAAGAGUUCAGCACUGAUAUACUACACCUAAAUCAGCUUCAACAGUCUCGUACAUCCAGCAUGGAUCGCUGUCAACCACUAUUUAUCCUCCUGUUGGGAUGGGGUUAUCUGUGCUGUGGAUACUGUGCUGUGCUUCAAACGCCGCUUAUGAGUUUUUCGAAAGACGUGCAGUUUGAACAAAAAGUGGAAGCGCAAACUAAGCAACAUGUGAAGAAAGGCGAGCAGGACACGCUGUCACAACACAUGCAGAUGCUCUACGCCAAAUACACCAGCGCGGGAUUCCCUCUCAAAGAUGGCAACACUGUCCGUGGCUUCAAAGGACAUUUGGGGACCAUCAAUGAUAAGCAGUUACAAAUCUUCAACCUCACUUCCCUCACCAAGUCUGAGGAUGUUCUUUCAGCAACGCUGCACUACUACAUUGGUGACCUGCAAAACGUCAGCCACAGAUGCCCAAGGCACAAGAGCUGUGCUCACCAUAAUAAUCUCAGAAGACAAGGUCAUAUUCACCUUGAUGUCUGGAGUUUCAGCUUUGUGGAUAACACCACCAGAACAAUCGGCCAUUUUUCCAUUAACAUCUCCACAGUGUACCGGGACUUCAUAUCAUGGCAGUGGAAAGACAUUACUCGUGUUGUCAACCAAGCCAAGCAUCACGACCAGCUUCUCAUAGGCAUUGACAUUGACUCAAAAGGACGCCAACCUUGGAAGAAACUCUUGUCAGAUAGGUCUCCUUACAUUCUGGUCUACGCCAAUGACUCGGCUAUCUCCGAACCCGAGAGCGUCGUGUCCACCUUGCAGAGACACAGAAGCCGACUGGUGCCUAACCUUCAUCUGCUUGAAAUACAUAAUCGCAGUGCCUCCUCGCAAAAUCGGACCAGACGGUCCACCAACGUCCUGCUGCCGCUACAGAACAAUGAGCUUCCAGGCCCCGAGUACCCUUAUGAGAUACCUACAUGGGAUGAGACCAGCCCUUACGAUCCAAUGGAGAGCAAACCAGUCAAGCGCCCUCGCAAGAAGCCACGCAAGAACCCACGGCACAAGAACCCUCUCCUGCAGUUUGAUGAGCAGACCAUUAAGAAAGCUCGUAAGAAGCAAUGGAACGAGCCGAGGAAUUGUGCUCGCAGAUAUUUAAAGGUUGAUUUUGCAGAUAUCGGCUGGAGCGAGUGGAUUAUCUCCCCCAAGUCUUUUGAUGCGUACUACUGCUCGGGGUCAUGUCAGUUCCCCAUGCCAAAGUCUUUGAAACCUUCAAACCAUGCGACCAUUCAGAGCAUCGUUCGGGCGGUCGGGGUGGUCCCAGGCAUCCCAGAGCCCUGCUGUGUUCCGGAGAAGAUGUCUUCCCUCAGCAUCCUCUUCUUUGAUGAAGACAAGAACGUCGUCCUCAAGGUAUAUCCCAAUAUGACAGUGGACUCCUGUGCCUGUCGGUAAAUAUGCCUUGGUCUUUUCCACCAGCCUCCCUCCCCUAAACUGAUUCCCAAUUUUUGCACUGGAAGAAAAACUGAAGAUGCUCAUUUCAUAAGCCUUGAAGAACUAUCUACAGAUUUAAGGAUUGUGAAGAGCAAAGUGAUUUUCCAGAAGGAAUUCCUUCCUGUUAGCAGGAGGCUUCGUGCAUCAGUUGAGAUACGAACAUAUGAAGAGAUCCUCUGUCUGUGUUUGACCAGGAUGUUCUCAUGUUUCUAUAACCUCAGCAGUUAAGCUUACAGGGGACAAACAUUUGCUGUCAUUCAUCAUGUUUCUGUACAGUUUGUGUAAUCUGUCAUUAUUAUAGCUAUAUUUUUGCUACAGAGGCAUUGAUUGACUCUAAAUGUUCAUAUUCUAUGGCUGCUAUAAAGUGGACUUCUAGGGAAAAUGAAAAGUAAAGAUAUCUUUUUUUUUGUUACAUUUGUCUUUUUUUAAUUAAAUGAUUACCUAUAUAAGUUACUUACUGUUCAUAUUCAGUUUUCCGCAUUAAGCUUGAAACAGUGUUUUAUUUCUGAGUGACUGUUUUGAAUGUCUUCAAUCUGCAUCAAAUAUAUAUCAUGUUUUCCUCCAAAAAGGUUCAUUGUUACAAGCCUAAAUGUAACAGUGUUACGUCGCAUUUUCUUUUAUCUGUCUUUUUUUUUUUUUGAUACUUGCUUUUGUAAAUAUGAUGUUUCCGUCUGACCGAUUAAUACAAGGUUGCAUCCUCACAUUUAGCUGAAUUCAAAAUGUAUAUGCACGCAUUCAUUUUUCUGUCAUUCCCCUGAAAACUGCUAGUGUCAAGAAACCAGAUGUUAUUUUAUGAGCAAUUUUUAAAACAAUAUAUUCAGGAAGGUGAUUACGAAAAUUUUAUGUCGAUUAUUUAGCCUUUGUCUCUUUAACACAACAAUGCCUAUAUAAAGUGCCUUAGGUUAAUCAAACAUUAAAUACAACGUAUAUUCUACAAGAAAAUUUAUAUUUUACAAAGAUGAGUGUAACAUGUAAUGUCUUAUUUUGGCAGAAUAUUUUAAGUCUAUCAGUUUAUUUGGAUAAAAUGUGAUAUUUUGUUCUGUAUACAAAUUGUACUGUUUUUAGCAUAAAAACUAAAGCAAAGACAUAUCACAAGCUGCAUGUUCAUAAAUGGGGUGUGGGAUUUUUUUGACAACAGAGAAAUGAACACAAAUGUAAAAGUGGGCUAUUAUCUUAAUAUAUGAUACAUACGUCAAAACACACUAUUUAAAGCACUCCUUUAGCAUUUUUGUAAUAUAUUUUUUGGAAGGCUUCCGCCACACUGUGUGUUUUGUAAAUGUUAUGCUGUAGGUGAAAGGAUGUGCUUUGUAUGAUAAGCUUCAUAAGAAAUUAUAUUUGUAUAUGGAAAUGACCUUUAAAAGCAUUUAUUUAUUGUCGGUAUGAUGCCUUCUGUAUCUUAAUUUUGUGAAGCACAGAGGGGUUCAUUAAAUAUUCAUUGAGCUUUGCUGCACAAAGGUUAGACGGGGUGCAAAAGGAAGCAAUCACAUGACUCAUGUCAAAUGAGCGAGAGUGCUAUUUUUGUAACAUCUCCCAAGUUGAAAGAAUCCCUUUCGGCAGACGGUUCGAGGAAAACAAAUAAAGUUUUAAGAAUUCUGUA